Penicillium taxi is the source of this 690-nucleotide messenger RNA. Its product is annotated as CFEM domain-containing protein. Lineage: Eukaryota; Fungi; Ascomycota; Eurotiomycetes; Eurotiales; Aspergillaceae. The transcript is spliced from 3 exons. The coding region runs from base 1 to 690 and encodes 229 amino acids. The record is from RefSeq and is a predicted model, not a curated record.
AUGAUAUUCACCAUUAUCUUUGCAGCUUUGGCGUCUAUCGUCGCUGCCCAGGGCAUGUCUGGACUGCCUGAAUGCGCCUGGGAACAACAGAAAGCUUGCGUUACCCAUUCCAUUCCCACUACUUGUGGUAUGGACGUUGCCUGUAUCUGCAAGUCUGGGUCUUUCCUGAGCAGCAUCGCCUGCUGCAUUGCCGAGAAGUGCUCCGAAGACGAUCAGGAUACUACUCUCUCUGCAGCCAAUUCGAUCUGUGCCGGUGGUGGUGUGACUGAUUUGCCCGAGUCGGUUAUCUGCUCCGUCACUGUUGCGAUCACCACUGUUACCCCUACUUCUACUUUGGACACUCUUACUACUUUCACUGGUACCAGCACUCAGCAGACCACCAUGGAGACUGCCAUGACCAAGCGUACCACCGAGGAAAAGACUGACACGAUCACUGAGCCCUUGACUACUAUUACCCAGAUGACUACCAAGGUCAAUACCAGCGCAACUACCGAGGCCGUAACCACCCAGCAUUCGACCACCACGUCAGCCUUGACCAUUGCCACAUCGGUCGUUACAUCAAAGCUGGUUUCUGGCUCGUCUGCUUCGGCUACCAGCACUGCCACUGGUGAUGCUUCUCUCGGUAUGGGCAAGGACAGCCCCUUGAUGGCCUUUGCUGGAGCGUUUGCACUCUUGGCCUUCUUGGUUUAA